Molecule: messenger RNA, 3276 nt
Organism: Lepidothrix coronata (blue-crowned manakin)
Lineage: Eukaryota; Metazoa; Chordata; Aves; Passeriformes; Pipridae
Gene: TMEM207
Product: transmembrane protein 207
Exons: 5
Coding region: 51-500 (149 amino acids)
Source: RefSeq, a predicted model, not a curated record
GGUAAAACACUGCUGCAAACAAAGCUCUUCUAAAGUUUCUUGCACUAGUAAUGCAGAGACCUGGAGCUUUGUGUUUCACUUCAUGGAUCAUAGGAACUGGAGUUCUGUGUUUAACCUUCUUGCAGUUAGCAGACUCUGAGUUGGACUGUGAGCUUGGCGAGAGGUGCAUUGGACAGAGCGAUGAAAAUUUUAGCAGCUGGUAUGUGUGGUUCCUGAUGUUGUUUUUCCUGGCCUUGCUCCUGUCCUGUGGGAUCUGCUGCUGCCUGCAGUGCUGGCUGAAACAGUGGAGCUGCCUGUCCCGCCAACGCACCGUGGCUGUCUUCACCCUCAGCAGCUCAGAUACCUUUUGUGCGAGUGAAGCAUCUCAGUGCCCAUUCUCUGGAUCUCUGAGCCCCUGCAUGACUGUAGAGAUGUCCUCCUCUUCUGCCCCACAGUUCAGCCUUGGGGGAACUGAGUUGCCUCCAUCCUAUGAGGAUGUUGUGAAGGAAAAUAAGCUCUAGACACCACAUGUUGGCUUCCAGUGAUUCCACUUGGCUCUUCAAAGGUCUUCCAUCACGCUACAGGAGUGUGAGAGCAAAUCAGCCCUUACCACAGGCUGGCCAAAAGACUGAAAAGCAGCACAUAUUUCAUCUGAACCUAAAAGAGGAGACUAAAUACAACAGAACAAAUGCCAAAAGCAUGUGUUGAAUCUGUCACAGGAGCUCAGCUUGACAUUUUGAUGGCUCUGGAUUUUAAGAAGCUUCCUCAAAGCCUAUCUGUAUUUGGAGUUUCUGUCUCAGCCUCCAGAUUUAUCUCUCUAAGGCUGCUAGAGCUGGUGUAGCCCCAUGUGUUUUAGGACCGAAUGUUGAUAAAUGACUUGCUAGUUACUUCUCAAACUUGGGCUGCCUCCUUCACUCGGCGUGGUGCCAAGAAACACCCUCUGGCAAAGUCAUGUUGUUCUAAUACAUUGUAAUGCAAUCAUGCCACUCUAUGAUGAAGGAUCGUUUGCCACAUUUAAAAUAUUUAGCACAGCAUAUCAGAUUUGUCUAGUGCAAAAGGCAGCAAAUUUAUGGUCAGGGAAGAGAAAACAAGAAGCAGGGAUUAUGAGUAGCAGCAGUGGCAGGAGCUGGUUACAGAGCACAGAAAAAAAAGUGAAUUUGCUCAUCUGAGCCGUUCUUAAUUCCAUUGUGACUGUCCUCAGCUACUCUUGCCCUAGCACUGCAGACCAGCAGGCUUUCAAUGGCCCAGGACACUUGUGGAAUUUCCCCACAGACAUGAAUUAGGGGCUUAGGUAUUUAAUACUUAGCUACAGAAAUCUAUUAGGAUAAAGGAUGUCAUUUUCUUUGAGGUUAUCACUGCAGACAGAAUGGAAAAAUACUUUAAGAAGCCAUUCAGACUGCCUAAUGCCCAAGCAGGAUCAGUGCUACAUAAGUCAAUCCUAGGAGGUGUUAGCCUAACUAGUUCUCAAAUUACUGAGGAAAGAUGCCGAAUUUCCCCCUUAGCCAUAUUCCAGAUGAAAGCAAAGAUUUCCUUUUGUUUGUCAUGGGCAGGUCACUGAAGGCUGAAUUCAGCCUACCUGACCUCUCUGCCUCUGGUCUCUCAGUGGCAAAGGCUGAGGGGGCUGCAGUCAGACCUCUCUUGUUACAAAAGGUAGAUGUCACACCAUGCACUGCAUGUCCAUGGAGCCAUGAGCUCAUGGUCAAAUUGGGCAGCUGGGUCCAUCUUGGAUUAGUACCCCAAAAGAUUAAUGGAAGCCCACAACCUGGCUCAUGGAGCAGCUCCCUACCUGUUGAGCAAGGUUAGUACCACUUCCCGUGCUCAGAAAGAAAACUGGGAAUAUAAAUCCACUAAGGGUUUUGAAGUACUUACAUAUUCUCAUAUUGAUUCUAUAUAAGAACAUUUGCCAGAUAAAGAAUUACAGCAUAUUUUGAGAGAAAAUUCCUUGCCAGCACCACUGCAAAUUAUCUCUCUAAAAUCUUAUUUUAGAAGCAGCUUUAAUGUUUGACUCUUGUGUGAAAGGAAAUAAAUGUUGCUGUAGCCAAAUGAAUGUUUGUGCCAGCAGGCUAAAAUAUUACCACAUUUAUUAAUAAGGAAAAUUAGUAAGCACAGACUCAACCGGGGAGAAGUCAGGCAAAUCCUGAGUGUCCUUUUCCUGGCUGAACUUACUAUGAAUUGUAGGUAAUCAGCACCUCUCAGGAUCAGACCUUUUAUAUACAUAAGUGCUUCCACUACUCAACCUCUUCAAUUUAUGCCCUAAAGCAUGAGAUUUGAUUAUGUUUGUCACUUCAACUUGCAUAGCCUGUUAGUGGGCAUUAAAUCAGCCAUCACUUGCUUCCCACCUACACACUGCGCUUGCUUCAGUGACCCCUUCGUGGCAGUGAACUCCACAGGUUGUCUGCAUUGUGUGCUGCAUAAAACAUUACCACCUCCUGCUUAUUCAUUGCUUAGCUCUAAAUACAUUGCUGCCUUUAAUUUCAUUGAAUGUCACCUUCUAAUCAGGUGGCUAGAGAGGCUAACAAGCAAGGACUGCUCUGGUUUCAAUGCCUCCAUCUCUCUGCAUCCCUCCUUCGCCAGGACCAGUCAUUCCCAAGGCCAUAAAUUCUUCCCCAGCCACCCAACAGAGGGCAAGCGAGGCUUUCAGCACACAGAAACAUUUGUGGAAACAGGUUUGUUUCCCUGCUGCUGGUGUGCAUUCAAGUGCGUUCAGCUUCAUGUUUGCGGUGCUUUAAUUAUUCACAAAAGGAAUCAAAUUAUCCCAUCAAAAUUGUGACAAGUGGCUUGUAGUAAAGUGAGCUAGUGGCUGUCACAAAAUCAGGCUCCAUCUGGAGUUCCCAGCAUGGGAGAACCUGUGUGCUGUGGUACCUGUGCAACAUGACAGGAAGCCACGGGAGCUUCCAAAAACUGCUGAAGGCCAGGAGGCAUCUGCAAAAAAGUGUAGGGUUGCUGUGGGGGAACACAAACUGACCUUGCUGCUGGCUUGGGGUGGGAAAGGAGACUGCCCCAAGAGAAGGGUAAGUGGGCAGUGCCCUGGUCCUUGGCUUGAUCAUUGAAAUGGAGAAGAGGAUUGGCUCCUUCCUUCUACAAAUGUAUUUGGGGUGGCCCCACUGACCUACUGCUGCCUAUGAAAGCUACUUCCCCCAGCUUGCCUCCUUACCCACAAAUGCUCCAGCAGAAUGGACAAGGUUUCUCCAGACCUGUAUUCCCAUUCUUACAAAAGCAGAGAUUUUGCCUGGUAAUUUAUGUUUUUGUAAGCACUCAGACUUUAAUGAGGGCAGUUAAUGCAGUUUGGCUGAUGUU